Talaromyces marneffei is the source of this 2964-nucleotide messenger RNA. RefSeq lists its product as uncharacterized. Gene Ontology annotation, biological process: nucleoside metabolic process. NCBI's taxonomy places the organism in Eukaryota, Fungi, Ascomycota, Eurotiomycetes, Eurotiales, Trichocomaceae. The record is from RefSeq and is a predicted model, not a curated record. Bases 1 to 2964 code for a protein of 987 amino acids. Gene Ontology annotation, molecular function: catalytic activity; protein binding. The transcript is spliced from 4 exons.
AUGAUCCCAAGGUUGUGCGCAGACUUUGACAUUGCUAUUAUUUGCGCAUUGCCUGUUGAGUUCGACGCUGUAGAGGCUUUGUUCGAUCAGCGCUAUGAUGACACAGCUUAUGAAAAACAUCAUGGAGACGCAAACUUUUAUCGGACUGGGAAGAUUCACCAACAUAAUGUGGUGCUGGCAUGUUUACCAGAAAUGGGAAAACGGAGCGCUGCUAGUGUCGCAUCAAGUCUACAAUGCACUUUCGCAAAUAUCUACUUGACGCUACUGGUGGGCAUUUGCGGGGGUGUGCCCUACCCUCUAGGAAAGACAGGAGAUACGGAACUUAUUCUAGGGGACGUUAUCAUCAGUCCCAGCAUCGUCGAAAAUGAUUUCGGAAAGCAAUACCCUGAUAAAUUCCAGCCGAGAGACAGCGUUAUAGACAUUACUGGCCGGGACCGACGUAUUCGUACGCUUCUGGCAGCUCUGAGGACCUCUCGAUUCGAGAACGAGUUUCAGGAAAGGCUCUCAAGUUACCUCAUGAAUCUUCGAAACUCGGAUCUAAAAUGGGACUACCCAGGUGCUGAACAUGAUAAAUUAUUUGAAGCAGAUUAUCGUCAUAAACACCACGCUUCAAGCUCUGAAAACAAGUGUAUAUGUGGAACUUGUGAAUCCUCUCGAGAUCCUGUCUGUGAUGAGGCGCUCGAAAGUGAUUGUAGCAAGCUUGGUUGCAAUGGGGCGCUGGUGAAUCGUGACCGUUUAUCUUCAUGUGAUCUAUCUCCUCAAAUACAUAUUGGAGCCCUAGGCUCUGGAGAUACCGUGAUGAAGUCGGGAGAACAUCGUGAUAAGUUAGCAAAAGCAGCAAAGAUUAUGGGCUUUGAGAUGGAAGGGGCAGGUGUGUGCGACAACCUACGUUGCAUCAUCAUCAAGGGUAUCAGUGACUAUGCGGACAGCCACAAAAGCAAGAUGUGGCAGCAGUAUGCCGCAGCGACCGCUGCGUCUUGCUGCAAAGCCUUUCUUGAAAUUUUGCCAAAAAGCCCUCAAAAAAGCCCGCCUUUGUUUAUUGAAGAUAGAGUCACUGCUUUCGAAGUUGGGGUCAACGGGAGUUCAAACAGGACAUUAGAUCCGGUUAAUUCUGCAAGUCCUUCAGAACCCAGGUUGACUUCCCUGGAUGGAUCUUCGGAUGGUCAUCAAGAUGGCUAUCGAUGGGACUUGACUUCGAUAACCUCCGACAUCGACGACAUGGAGCACCAUUUGAAUGCCCUUGAAAAGGAGCUGCACCGAAUCAAGAGCAAUAUUGAAAAUCCUCUGGUCAAGAGCGUGUUGAUAUCAGGAGUUACUCAAGCGGUACAAAGCAAUUCACAGACGCUACGAAGCUCACAAGGAAUGGAAUCCUUUCAGGUAUCAUAUUACGAUACUAGCUUUGGCAGGAUAAUAUCUCGGACACGGAUCGAUAGAAAUACUAUGAGAGCAGUAGAAGAUGGCGAAAUCUGCACGCAUUACAGGACAACAACGUCGUUCAUUUUUCAUCCUGCGUCUCGGCUCAUUAGAAUGGGGUUGAAAUCUGGAUUGGAAGCCAUGACUACCAGCUCCCGGGCUGGAUGGCGUUACAACAUAGUCCCAGUUCGCUCUAUACCGGACGAUGCAUUGGUCUUCGAAUUCUGCAGUCAGGGUAAUGUGGACGCUGUCCGUGAGCUUUUUCAAAGAGGAGACGCUUCUGUGUUAGAUGUUGAUAGUGAUGGGUGGAUGCCGUUACCUUUCGCUGCCCACUAUGGGCAUCUUGACUUGGUCAAAUUUCUUCUAUUGCAAGGUGCCGAUAAAGCAGCAAGCGGAUACGACAAUACUACCCCUGCUGCGCUAAUAUCAUCAAAAGGCGAAGCCAUAGAACUGCUACGAUUGUUUGAUGAUUGUAUUGAUUUAUCUGAGCCAGAUUCCCAAGGGUGGGAAAUUUUUGAAACUAUUACAUACAGCUGGGGGGACUUCGAGGUGAAUGUCGCACAUGGUGUCCUCUCUUUCUUUCUUCAAAAGUAUAGAAUAGAAACACUCGACAGUUAUUAUGAGGCACCCAUUCGGCAUGCUUUAUGGACGUCAAUUAACAUUUUGUUGGAUGCGAAGAGCCUUCAUCUCCUCUUGGAAUUUGACCCUCAAACACAUUCUGUCGACUCCGCGUUCCCUUCUUACUACUAUCCUUCGCGACCUUUGGUUUUUGAUAUUGUUGCAGCACCUCAUACCACCACAGACAUUUUGCGGUAUCUGAUGGAAAAAGGGGCAAACAUCCAUCGUGUAGAUGACGGUGCGACUCCGACCUCAAUGGCACUUCGCUUAUCCCAUCAAUUCCUACCCUGGCGUGAUCGAUUAUGGGCAAUAUAUCAGAAUUUGGAUGAGUUUAUUACGUCCAAUAAUCCCACCACGUCCAUACUAAAGGAAUCCGGUUGGCAUCCUGAAACACUUCACAUCAUUUUUUCAUUGGGCUUUAAUGAAGCUCGUACUCAUACGCGAGAGUCCGUUUCCGGUUUCUAUGACAGCAUUCAUUGCAAAAGACACUGUUAUUCAUGGAUAGAGCCUUGGUGGGAGGCUUUGAAAUACCGCGUGAAAACACAUCAAUGCAUAUCUUCCAUGCUGGAGAAUGCUGGCAUGCAUCUUGAUAAGAAAUACUUCGGUGAAUUAUCUUCAGAGCCCAAGGUUUGUUAUGAUAGUGAGGAUGGAGAUAUUGUGCGCAAGGUACCCGCAUACAAGCAUCUAGCCUAUUUGAGUCGGGCAGAAUAUAAAUUCUAUCGUCGAGGAGGAAACUGGAGAUUUCACUAUGAGCCGGGUGAAGUAUGGUGUUUGGAAUGUCUAAUAGAGCGGGAGAGUAUUGAUGAGGCUUCAAGUGAGAGUUCCGAUACAGAAUCUUCAGAUGAGGAUGUUGAUAUGGAAAGUUCGGAUAAUGGAGAAGAAGAAGAGGAGGAGGAAGAGGACGAUUAUGCUUCAGAUAUCUCGCUUGACUAG